This is a messenger RNA of Oncorhynchus keta (chum salmon), 1554 nucleotides long. RefSeq names its product involucrin-like. The transcript has a single exon. NCBI's taxonomy places the organism in Eukaryota, Metazoa, Chordata, Actinopteri, Salmoniformes, Salmonidae. The record is from RefSeq and is a predicted model, not a curated record. Gene Ontology annotation, cellular component: plasma membrane. Gene Ontology annotation, biological process: hemopoiesis; leukocyte tethering or rolling. The coding region runs from base 1 to 1554 and encodes 517 amino acids.
AUGUUCCCUAAAGAACACCAGAAGAAGACAAUGUUCCCUAAAGAACACCAGAAGAAGACAAUGUUCCCUGAAGAACACCAGAAGAAGACAAUGUUCCCUAAAGAACACCAGAAGAAGACAAUGUUCCCUAAAGAACACCAGAAGAAGACAAUGUUCCCUAAAGAACACCAGAAGAAGACAAUGUUCCCUAAAGAACACCAGAAGAAGACAAUGUUCCCUAAAGAACACCAGAAGAAGACAAUGUUCCCUAAAGAACACCAGAAGGAGACAAUGUUCCCUGAAGAACACCAGAAGAAGACAAUGUUCCCUAAAGAACACCAGAAGAAGACAAUGUUCCCUAAAGAACACCAGAAGAAGACAAUGUUCCCUGAAGAACACCAGAAGAAGACAAUGUUCCCUAAAGAACACCAGAAGAAGACAAUGUUCCCUAAAGAACACCAGAAGGAGACAAUGUUCGCUGAAGAACACCAGAAGAAGACAAUGUUCCCUGAAGAACACCAGAAGAAGACAAUGUUCCCUAAAGAACACCAAAAGGAGACAAUGUUCCCUGAAGAACACCAGAAGAAGACAAUGUUCCCUGAAGAACACCAGAAGAAGACAAUGUUCCCUAAAGAACACCAGAAGAAGACAAUGUUCCCUAAAGAACACCAGAAGGAGGCAAUGUUCCCUAAAGAACACCAGAAGAAGACAAUGUUCCCUAAAGAACACCAAAAGGAGACAAUGUUCCCUAAAGAACACCAGAAGAAGACAAUGUUCCCUGAAGAACACCAGAAGAAGACAAUGUUCCCUAAAGAACACCAGAAGAAGACAAUGUUCCCUAAAGAACACCAGAAGAAGACAAUGUUCCCUAAAGAACACCAGAAGAAGACAAUGUUCCCUAAAGAACACCAGAAGAAGACAAUGUUCCCUAAAGAACACCAGAAGGAGACAAUGUUCCCUGAAGAACACCAGAAGAAGACAAUGUUCCCUAAAGAACACCAGAAGAAGACAAUGUUCCCUAAAGAACACCAGAAGAAGACAAUGUUCCCUAAAGAACACCAGAAGAAGACAAUGUUCCCUAAAGAACACCAGAAGGAGACAAUGUUCCCUGAAGAACACCAGAAGAAGACAAUGUUCCCUAAAGAACACCAGAAGAAGACAAUGUUCCCUAAAGAACACCAGAAGAAGACAAUGUUCCCUGAAGAACACCAGAAGAAGACAAUGUUCCCUAAAGAACACCAGAAGAAGACAAUGUUCCCUGAAGAACACCAGAAGAAGACAAUGUUCCCUGAAGAACACCAGAAGAAGACAAUGUUCCCUGAAGAACACCAGAAGAAGACAAUGUUCCCUGAAGAACACCAGAAGAAGACAAUGUUCCCUGAAGAACACCAGAAGAAGACAAUGUUCCCUGAAGAACACCAACACACUCACCAUACAAGUGUCAGAUACACAGAAAGAGUCCCUACAGCUCCCGGUGGCUCCAAUUCCCGACACCUUCAAAACAGUAAAUUGCUCUUGCAAAGAGAGGCUGUUUGUCCUGAUGCCACAUCUCUGUCCAAAGCGCUGAUUGUGUAA